AUGUCGCAAGACACUCCUCUCGAUCACCCGGAUUUCCAGGACCUCCGUCUCACUCCGGACCAUCAUGCCCAGGACCCAUUCUUAUCCCCAACUCCGACUUUGAAUCGCGUCAAUUCCAUAGAAUUGGGCCUGCAAGACGACCGCAGAGGUCUCGCCCACGACCACAAUGAACGCCCUCAACCUCCCGAAGAAUCCCCCGGUCAACCGCAUCGAGGCCUUCGGGUGCGCUUUCGCUCCUUCAGUCACUCCUCCCGGGAUCGUGUCGUCUCGGAUCGAUCUGAUACUUCCUCUCGUCCGCUGUUACCGACUCACGACCACUCCCGAGAUUUGACCGAGAUUUCUUUCGCGGAGCGACAGAAUGGAGAUGUAGAACAGGGGAGGAAGGGACAACAGGAUCAGCUCUCGCCGUCUAGCGUCAUCUCCAAUCCUUUCGAGUCCAAUGAGGACAUCUCCGCCAGGACCAAUUCAACCAAAGAACGCUUUCGAGCAGCUGGUCAAUUGCUACGACAGAAGACCACCCGCCUCACAGAACGACUUGGACGGCCGGCUGAUGAGGGUGAAGCGCUGGGAGCUUCCCUUUUACCCGACGACCUCGAAGGCGGAUUGACUAUGGAGGAUUUGCCCAAUGAGAAGCGUCCGAUAGAGGAGGAGAAGACGGAUGAUGAGAGUCCGCUGCCCGCCCCCAGUGCGGAAGCCCAUCGUCUGGUGCGCACCAUGACCCAGGCUCAGGCACGACGACGCAAGCCCCGCCCCGCAUACAUCCGUUCGGGUCAGAGUACGCCGGAAGGCUCACAUCGCCCCAGUUCUUGGUACGGUUCGAGCCGUGCUGUGGGUGGUAUCCUGGGUCAAUUGCUUCGUCUGCAAGCCACCCAGACGAACAGCAAUAGUACUAGCAGAGAGAGUCUUGUCACAGAUACAGAGUCCGACAGCGAAUCUGCCAUCUCCUCCGGGGCUGCUACUCCGGGAACCGCGACUCCCGGUGCUGGCGCCGUCACUCCCAGCGCUAUCAUUCCUGGUGCCCCAACCCCCGGCACAGCAACUCCCAAGAAAGAGAAGUUGAAAUGGUACAAGAAGCCGCAACACCAGUCGACAGCCUCCCUGGUCGAGGCAUCCAUGAACCUCAGUAAACCCACUCUUCCAGUGAACGAGGCCUCAUUUGCCCCGAAGCCGAAGAAAGGCAAGAAGCGCAAGACCCGCCUGGAGGACGAAAUUCGUGUUACGGUUCACAUCGCGGAGAUUAUCGCCCGCCAGCGUUAUAUCAUACAGCUCUGCCGUGCCCUGAUGCGGUAUGGCGCUCCUACCCACCGUCUCGAGGAGUACAUGAAGAUGACAGCUCGGGUACUUUCUGUAGAGGGUCAAUUCCUGUAUCUCCCUGGCUGUAUGAUCAUGUCCUUUGACGAUCCCGCCACCCGCACCGCUGAAGUCAAGUUGGUCCGGAUGGUGCAGGGCGUCGAUCUGGGCCGGUUGGCCGACACCCACAACGUUUAUAAGAAUGUCGUCCACGAUCUUAUUGGCGUCGAAGAGGCCACUCAGGAACUGGAUGAGAUUAUGCAGCGCAAACCGCGGUUCAACAAGUGGAUGCUUGUUUUUAUCUAUGGCCUGGCCAGUGCAGCUGUUGGGCCUUUUGCUUUUGGUGCACGGCCGGUGGACAUGCCGAUCUCCUUCUUCCUUGGUUCCCUCGUGGGGUUCAUGCAGCAUGUGUUGUCCCCGAAAUCCGUGCUCUAUUCCAACGUGUUCGAAGUCACCGCUGCCGUUCUGACGUCCUUCCUGGCCCGUGCGUUUGGCAGCAUUCGUGUCAAUGGCGAGCCCCUGUUCUGCUUCUCUGCCCUGGCACAGUCGUCGAUUGCCUUGAUUCUGCCCGGUUUCCUCGUCCUCUGCAGUAGUUUGGAGCUCCAGUCGCACCAGAUCAUUGCAGGUUCUAUUCGGAUGGUGUAUGCCAUUAUCUAUUCGUUGUUCCUCGGUUAUGGUAUCACGGUUGGCAUUACCAUCUAUGGGUUAAUGGAUUCCAGUGCUACGUCACAACAGAAGUGCACCAAUCAGGAUGUGUACGGCAAUGAAUAUCUUCAGCACUUCCCGUUCGUCCCGAUCUUCGCUGCGUUCCUGGCUGUCAUCAACCAGGCGAAGUGGAAACAAAUGCCCGUAAUGAUUUUCAUUGCCCUGUGCGGUUAUAUCACGAACUACUUCAGCACCAAGAAACUCGGGAGUAAUUCUGAGGUCGCCAAUACCGUUGGUGCGUUCACCAUCGGCGUGCUUGGAAACCUCUACAGUCGUGUCUGGCACGGCCACGCCGCGACGGCCAUCUUACCGGGUAUUUUCGUCCUGGUGCCGUCGGGACUGGCAUCCAGUGGCUCCUUGAUCGCGGGCUUGAAGUACGCAGACCAAGUCCGGGACAAUCUUCACACGUCCGGAGACAGCAACAUCUCUUCGACUCAGGACCUCUCGCUGGCGAGUCUGGGUUUCGGAAUGAUUCAGGUCGCUAUUGGAAUUACGGUUGGAUUGUUUAUUGCCGCAUUGAUUGUUUAUCCGUUUGGGAAACGACGGAGUGGAUUGUUCAGUUUCUAA
Molecule: messenger RNA, 2562 nt
Organism: Aspergillus chevalieri
Lineage: Eukaryota; Fungi; Ascomycota; Eurotiomycetes; Eurotiales; Aspergillaceae
Exons: 1
Coding region: 1-2562 (853 amino acids)
Biological process (GO): transmembrane transport
Molecular function (GO): transmembrane transporter activity
Source: RefSeq, a predicted model, not a curated record